UGUUGGUUUGGCGAUUUGUUGCGCUCUUGGCUGUUUUAGUCCUGGAAGCGCCUCCUCCACAGUCCUGCAGUCGAGGGACGAUGUUCUCGAUCAGCAUGGCAUUCUUCGGGGUUUGCUAGUUGGGUGCGUUCUCCGGCCAAGCCUCUAAAUGCAUCUUUUCAUGACUGUCGGAUUCCCCUGAAUUCACGCCUUAACGAAAGCUUUCCUGGGAACUACUCAUCUGACAUCACAAUGGCUUCCAACAUAAUUGUGGAACAGCAGUAUUCUCACAAAUUCACGGUGACAGUGGUUGGAGCAGAGCGCGUCACCAAGGGGGCCCUGGGUGACCUGUUGGACACCCCGGAUCCGUAUGUGGAGCUGUUCAUUCCCACCGCGCCAGAGAGCAGGAAGAGAACCAAGCACAUAGACAACGACAUCAACCCGAAAUGGAACGAGACCUUUCACUUCAUCCUGGACCCCAACCAGCACAACGUCCUGGAGCUAACACUGAUGGAUGCCAAUUACGUAAUGGAUGAGACCCUGGGCACCUCAUCCUUCGACAUCACCAAGCUGAAAGUGGGCGAAACAAAGAUGGAGACCUUCCGCAUUGGCAAAACAACCAAAGUGUAUUUAGAGAUGUUACUGGAGAUCUGCACCAAACUGGACCUGCGGUUCAGCCUGGCCCUGUGCGACAAGGAGAUACGCUUCAGACAGACCCGCAGCGAACGGGUCAUGUUGGGCAUCAAGAAGCUGCUGGACAUGGAGAAGCCUCGCUUCCUGCCCAGCGCUCCGGAGGAGGUGCCGGUGAUAGCCAUUGCAGGCUCAGGGGGCGGAUUCCGGGCCAUGGUCGGCUUCUCGGGUGUGAUGAAGGCCCUGUUUGAGUCUGGGGUUCUGGACUGCGCCACGUAUGUCGCCGGGCUGUCCGGGUCCACAUGGUACAUGUCCACUCUAUACUCCCACCCCGACUUUCCGAACAAGGGUCCGGGGGACAUCAACAAGGAGCUGAUGAAGCGAGUGAGCAGUAACCCCCUGAGGCUGUUGCUGCCCCAACACAUCACCAACUACAUCCAGGCCCUGUGGAGUAAAAAAGCUUCAGGGCAGCCGGUUACCUUUACUGACGUUUUUGGUAUGCUCAUAGGAGAAACGCUAGUUCCAGCAAGAAUGGACAUCAAGCUAAGUGACAUCCAGGAGAAGAUCAACCAGGCCCAGAGUCCCCUCCCACUCUUCACGUGUCUGCACGUCAAACCAGAUGUUUCCGAGCUCAUGUUUGCAGACUGGGUGGAGUUCAGCCCGUAUGAAAUCGGGAUGGCCAAGUACGGGACCUUCAUGACGCCUGACUUGUUCGGGAGCAAGUUUUUCAUGGGAACCGUUGUGAAGAAGUACCAGGAGAACCCUAUUCACUUCCUGAUGGGUGUGUGGGGCAGCGCCUUCUCCAUUCUGUUCAACAGAGUGCUGGGAGUCAAAGACACGGCUGGAGGCUCCACCAUGGAAGAGGAGUUAGAGCAAAUCAAACCCCAGCACAUUGUUGGAGAGGACAGUUUGGACAACGAUGACGAGCCACGCAAAGGUGGAACUGAGAACCAGGACGCAGAAGACGAGUUUCACCGCACUGCCCAGGCCAGCUGGGUCCAGCGGAUGUUCACGUCGCUCUUCAGUGAAUCUUCCCUGUUCAACACCCGAGAGGGCCGCGCCGGGAAGGUGCACAAUUUCAUGCUGGGCCUGAACCUAAACACCAGCAUCCCCUUCUCCCCUGGUAACGACGCCCCGUGUCACGUUCCUCCACCUGAGGAGGAGGUGGACGCCGUCACAGAUCCAGAUGAGUUUGAUCGGAUCUACGAGCCUCUGGACGUGAAGAGUAAGAAGAUCCAUGUGGUGGACAGCGGCCUCACCUACAACCUGCCCUACCCUCUCAUUCUGCGGCCACAGCGCACCGUCAACCUCAUCAUCUCCUUCGACUUCUCCGCGCGGCCCAGCGACUCCAGCCCCCCCUUCAAGGAGCUUCUGCUGGCGGAGAAGUGGGCCCGGAUGAACAAGCUCCCGUUCCCCAAGAUCGACCCCAAAGUCUUCGACCGCGAGGGCCUGAAGGAGUGCUACGUCUUCAAGCCCAGAAAGGGGGAGCGGAACUGCCCCACCGUCAUACACUUUGUUCUGGUCAACAUCAACUUCAGGAAAUUCAAGGCACCCGGAGUUCCCAGAGAGAAUGACAAAGAGAAGGACUUUGCAGAUUUUGACAUCUUCGACGACUCAGAGUCCCCGUUCUCCACCUUUAACUUUCAGUACACCAACCAGGCCUACACCCGCCUCCAUGACCUCAUGGAGUUCAACACGCUCAACAACCUGGAGGUGAUAAAGGAAGCCAUCAAGGACUGCAUCGUGGCCCGGAAGGAGAACCCCUUAGGCGUUUGUCGCCCCUUCUCUCUCAGCGAGAUCCCAAGAAAGAAGUCGCUCAAAAAGGAUUCUCUCCCCAAACAGUGGAGUCAACUGGGAAACGACGACAAGUAGCCUGAUCGGCUGGACAUCACGCACUGUUUUUGCUUUCUUUCUUUUCUAAGGUGAAUCAUUUUCUUUUUGGAAAAUGCAAACAAGUUGAUUACUUCUUGAGAUUAUAAUCAGGAGGGGGUGUUAAACCUGGAUGUGAGUGUCUGGGAGGAACUCUGUCGUUUACUGGUGGAAGCCUCAUGAAACUUGCUGCAUUUGCACAGCUGACUGUCGCUUUCCCUGCUGACAGUGAGGACGACCGGAUGCUGGAAAUCAGCAUCUACUAAACUACUAACUCGUUUGUGUCGUUUCCUAAUCGAAUGUCCCAUUCAAAACCGCGGCCUCAUUUCUGCAUUGUCAAGUUUGAACUCCGUUCCCAAAUGAUGUGAAUCUCUCGUGCCUUCACCUCACGCUGCGUUUGCAUCUUCCCUGUGGCUGUCUGGUUCUAAACCUUGGCAGACAUGUGUGUAUGUGUGAGUCUCAUGCACGAAGUGAGAUGAGCUCUUUCCAUCAAAUGUACAACUAUGCAAUUCGCCGUGUUUUUCUUUUUUCUUUUCCAGCCGAAGGCUUGUCUUAACAUGUAAUUCUCUUUCAAAACAUGGAUGAGGAGCUCGUAACCAUUGGCUUUAUUCAAGCCAAGUGCACCCCGUGUGGAGACCUCAAUGAUGUUUACCCACCUACAAGGAAGGGAGUGUCUCCUAUUAAAGCCUCCAUUUUAGAAAAACAAAACUCGCUGCCAUGGAAACAGCCCCACGCUCGGAUCAAGGUGUGUUGACUUUCCAGACCAUGUUGUUUCGGAUUGCCUCUAAGAGGCAAGCGUGGCUUUCCUCAGGCCACUUCCUCCGCCGACCAAAUAAGGGCACUUUAGGACACGCACCUGAGCAAUCAAGUGGCGUUUGAGGAGGGCGGGUGGGCGCCAUCGCCAGGCUCUCUACGGCGCUCGGUGGAAUUUCACACACUACUGUACACCUACACCUGCAGCAGCGGAGGCCUGAAAACGGACACACUACAACUAACACCCGCAGGGCCCUGAAGACUGCACACGGAGCGGUGGAAUUUGACACCCCAGCUCAUCCUCAUCUGGGUGCAGAGACGCGUGACCGACGCGCUGUGAUUUGCUUUUCCUGUGAUCUCGCAGUAGAUUUGUGUGGGGUUUGUUUUAAAUGUCUCUUUCGUGAUGAGAAUAACUCUAUCCCUGUGGAUCAGUUUUAUACAUUAUUAGAGUUGCUUCUUUCUCAUAUUUCUGGACACCAGCUCAGUUUGAGCUCUGUUUUGGUCUCCACCAGCUUCCUUAUCCUCCGUUAUUAUAACACAUCUGUUACAGCUGCUUGAAGCAGGCAAAGCCAACCAGUUGCUGGUUAUAGAUUUAAUGCAACAAAAACAAGCAUUACAUCAUUUUUUGAAUGCUUGAGCUGCAGCAAUUUUCUUUUUGUUACAUAUAUUUUAUGAUAUUGACAAUGUUUACAAGCGUAUAUGAUGUAGUAGGUUCUAGGGAAUCGACAAAUGGACAUAAAUACCUGCUCCCGAAUGGUUUGUACUGUAUUAUAGCAAAGGGAAUCAUUUUUAUGUAAAAAGGUGUCAAUAAAGUAGAGACUUUA
Betta splendens (Siamese fighting fish) is the source of this 4055-nucleotide messenger RNA. RefSeq names its product phospholipase A2, group IVAb (cytosolic, calcium-dependent) (gene pla2g4ab). Gene Ontology annotation, cellular component: endoplasmic reticulum; nucleus; cytosol. Lineage: Eukaryota; Metazoa; Chordata; Actinopteri; Anabantiformes; Osphronemidae. The record is from RefSeq and is a predicted model, not a curated record. Bases 232 to 2481 code for a protein of 749 amino acids. Gene Ontology annotation, biological process: glycerophospholipid catabolic process. The transcript has 19 exons. Gene Ontology annotation, molecular function: calcium-dependent phospholipid binding; calcium ion binding.